This is a messenger RNA of Triticum turgidum subsp. durum (durum wheat), 2238 nucleotides long. The record is from the annotation of a GenBank genome assembly. Lineage: Eukaryota; Viridiplantae; Streptophyta; Magnoliopsida; Poales; Poaceae.
AUGUUCGAUGGGAAGACACGCUCCUUCUCCAUUACCAGAAAGGCUUUCCCUGAAAGUAAAUAUGUCCUCCCUGUCCCAAUCUCCCGCCUAGCCCACCGUCAUCUCCCCCUUCUCCUAUCCUAUGCAACCGUCUCAGGUCUUUUGCUCAAGGUACCCUUGCUCCACUCUGUCCUUCGCUCACUCUCCUCAGGUCCUGUCCCAUCUCUCUCCCUCUCAUUCCUCUCCCUACUCCGCCGGUCUGGCUACAUGCCCAUCGAUAACUACUCCCUUAGCGCUGCUCUUUCUACCGCCGCCCGCAUGCCCUCCGUUGUUGUUGGUGCCCAGCUCCAUACCCUUUCUGUGAAACUCGGCUUAAGUUCUGAUAACUUUGUCCUUAAUACUCUUAUCAAUAUGUACUCGUCUUGUAGUUAUCCAUCUACUGCAAGAUCAGUUCUUGAUUCUGCUCCCAAAGGAGCCUCUGAUACAGUUUCUUGGAAUACAAUCAUUGCUGGAUACAUACAUGCUGGGCUGCCUAAUAAGGCAUUGCAGGCCUUUAGCCAAAUGGCCAAGGCGCAAGUUAUGCUGGAUGAAGUCACCUUGCUGAAUGCUCUAGUUGCUUGUGCAAGGACAUGCAUGAUGAAGGUCGGAAAGCUCUGUCAUGCAUUACUUGUGACAAAUGGUUUUGAGAUUAACUGUUAUAUGGGUUCCUCUUUGAUUAGUAUGUAUGCAAAGUGUGGGCUGGUUGAAGAUGCUCGCAGGGUUUUUGAUGGAUUGCCUGAGAGGAAUGCGGUUUGCUGGACCUCAAUGAUUUCUGGAUAUACACAGUUAGGUCAGUCUAAAGAGGCUGUUAAGCUAUUCAGAGACAUGCAGAUUGCUGGAGUGAAAGUUGAUGAUGCAACAAUUGCUACUGUUGUAUCUUCAUGCGGCCAGAUGGGAGCACUGGACUUGGGACGGUAUGUCCAUGCUUACUGUGACAUUCAUGGUUUAGGGAAGGAUAUUUCUGUGAAAAAUUCAUUGAUUGACAUGUACUCAAAGUGUGGGGAUAUAAAAAAGGCCUAUGAUAUAUUUUGUGGAAUGGUCAAGCGGGAUGAUUUUGCCUGGACAGUGAUGAUAAUGGGCUUUGCUGCGAAUGGCCUCUCUGGUGAGGCACUAGAUUUGUUUGCGCAGAUGGAAGAAGAGGGUGAAGUCAUGCCGAAUGAGAUAACUUUCUUGGGUGUCCUAACUUCUUGCAGCCAUGGAGGAUUAGUUGAACAAGGAUACCAUCACUUCCAUCGCAUGUCCAGUAUUUACGGUAUUGCCCCAAGGAUUGAACACUACGGAUGCAUGGUUGAUCUCCUGGGGCGUGCUAAGUUAUUGGCAGAGGCAGAACAGUUCAUUAAAGAGAUGCCUAUCGCUCCUGAUGUUGUAAUGUGGCGGUCGUUGUUGUUUGCCUGCAGAGCCUGUGGAGAGGUGGGACUUGCAGAGUAUGUAGCAGAAAGGAUCCAAGUAUUGGAGCCAAACAGGUGUGGAGGGGACGUUUUACUUUCUACUGUCUAUGCUACCACAUCAAGGUGGGUUGAUGCAAACAAACAGCCUGAAAGUUCCAAACUCCAGUAUUUAGUUAUUUACUUGAACUGGGCCAUGGAUCGGAAGAAUCAAACUCCACAGGGUCAAAUUGCACAAGUGAUUGUUGAAUUUCUAGAGGUAGCUGUCAGCUGCAUUGUCUUCCUCAAAGGUUUCUAUCCCACUUGUGCAUUUGAGAGGAGAAGGUACAUGAAUGUAGUUGUCCAGAAAGCUGUGCACCCGCAGCUUGCUGACUAUAUCCACUCUGUGACUACUGGCCUUCUACCUUUCAUACAAAAGGGACUGGUUGAGAGGGUUGUGGUCAUCUUCCAUGACAAAGAUCACAUACCACUGGAGAAGUUUGUGUUCAAGCUUGCAGUCAACCAGUCCUAUGGCUCCGAGUUAGAAGAAUCCAGCCUGGAAUUUGCUCUGCGGGCGUUCUUGAUCAAACUGACCGUCGCUGGACCUCUCACAAAGCCCCUUCCGUCAGAUAGCAGCUGGGAGAUCACCGCCUACUUCCGAUCCCUCCCCGCGGAAGAAGGUGCGAAGGACAAGGAGGAGGACGAGGCUCGGCUGUGGAUCCCCACGGACACCAAGGCGUGGAUGCAGCCGCCGCAGAUAACCCCCAUCAAGUCAAUGGGGUGUGAUCCUUUGAAGAUGCAGCUCUACCUAGAACAACCUGGACCAUCAGCAGACGCAGAGGAUCCUGCUUCGUAG